CAGACCUCAGACUGAUGAUGAUGAUGAUCAUGAUGAUAAUGAUGAUGAUGAUGAUGAUGAUGAUGAUGAUCAUGAUGAUGAUGAUGAUGUGGAUCACAGUCGUUUCUACACAGAACAGUGAUGUCUCUCAGCCUGACCCAUGGAUCUCUGCUGGUGUUGGUGAUAACGUGACUCUGAGCUGCUUUAAGCUGAACGACGAUAACUCUGGAUCUGUCGUUUGGUACAAACAAAAAGUCGGACACGAGCCUCGCAUAAUAGUCACAGUUCAACAUGAUCCCAUUUAUCAAAAUGAGUUCGAACCACCAAAAUUCAGCAUCGAGAAAACUAAAAAAAGCUGCCAUUUAAAAAUCGCUAACGUGGAACCAUCAGAUGAAGCCGUGUAUUACUGUGGAUACAGAAUAUUUUUAACGAAGAUUGGAAAUGGAACAUUUUUAUCAGUCAAAGGUACUGAAGAUGUAAAAGUGAGUGUGAGGCAGAGCGGCGUGUUGGACUCGGUUCCUGCAGGAGCCUCAGUGACUCUGCAGUGCUCGGUUCUCUCUGAGAGCAGAGCAGCAGAACUCCAAGUGCUCUGGUUCAGAGCUGCUCCACCACAAUCCCAUCCUCAAAUCAUUUACACUCAUCACAACAGCAGCCAUCAGUGUGAGAGCGACUCUUCUACACACACCUGUGUGUACAACUUCUCCAAGAACAUCCUCAGCCUCAACGAUACUGGAACUUACUACUGCGCUGUGCUCCUGUGCGGGAAGAUCAUCUUCGGGAACGGGACACGUAUACAGAUGGGUAAGAACACGUUCAUUGUAUGUAACUGUAGUUUGUAUCUGUUUGCUUGUAAAUAUUUAAAAUAUCUCCACGGUUCUACAUAG
Tachysurus vachellii is the source of this 863-nucleotide messenger RNA. RefSeq names its product signal-regulatory protein beta-1-like. Bases 15 to 863 code for a protein of 282 amino acids. The transcript is spliced from 3 exons. Lineage: Eukaryota; Metazoa; Chordata; Actinopteri; Siluriformes; Bagridae. The record is from RefSeq and is a predicted model, not a curated record. Gene Ontology annotation, biological process: response to bacterium.